UUUGGAAGAGUGUAACGUAUCGGUGUUACUUGAUGUUUUUCACCUGUUGCUUUUGGUUUUUCAUGUGAUAGCCGUGUCCACGUUCUCUUCCACGAUGGUUAAUGUGACUGGCAUUUUGACAAAAGAUAGGAAAGAAGACAUGAGAACAUCUGCAGAGAAUAUGGACGAGGAACGUAAAAGAGAACUAUCGUAUCUCUAUCUUUGUCACUUGGAAGAAGCUAAAAAAUGGAUGGAAGCCUGCUUGAGAGAGCCAUUACCUCCAUCGAUUGAGUUGGAAGAGAAUCUUCGUAACGGAGUGUACUUGGCUAAACUCGGUCACUUUAUGGCACCCAAUAUUUUACCAGUGAAUAAAAUCUACGAUACCGAACAGCGUAGAUAUAAAGCUGCUGGAUUGCAAUUUCGUCAUACAGACAAUAUAAAUUAUUUUCUAAAAUGCUUGGAAUCUGAGCAGCUACCACUGAUAUUUCUGCCAGAAACAACGGAUAUAUAUGAUAAAAAGAAUAUGCCGCGACUGAUAUAUUGUAUCCAUGCUCUUAGCAAGCAUUUAUUUAAAUAUGGGAAAGCACCACCAAUGCCAGAUUUGUAUGGAAAAGUAAAUUUUUCUGAGGAAGAAAUUGACAACGUUACUAAAGAACUGCAAAAACAUGGCAUUCAAAUGCCUGCUUUUCAAAAAAUAGGAGGUCUAUUGACAAACAGCGCUACUACGGAUACAGCUACUCUUCAUGACUCUGUGAUCGCAAUUAAUCAAGCUGUGAUAGAUAAUGACAAUGAUAAAAUUUUACAAAAACUUCGGAGUAAAGAAAUACAGUUAAAUAAUGUUAAACCUGCUUAUAUAGAAAAAUAUAUAAAGGCAUUGUCGGAAGCUAAAACAGCAAAAACAGAGGCAGCACUUAAUAAGUCCCUUAAUGAUAGUUACGUAGCAGACGAGUACGACGAGUUAUUAACACAAGCAGAAAUACAAGGACACAUUAAUUAUGUAAAUGCCUCAUGUGCAUUGGAAAUCAUUGUUUCAUCUUUAUCAUAUGACAACACAGAAAUAAUAGCUGCUUUGAAAGUGCCAGCAUUAUCUUUCAAGAAUAUAUAUUCUGAGAAUGUUGAAGAUUAUAAAGAACAACUAAUGCUAAUAUUGAAUAAAUUUGAGUGGAAUGAUAUAUAUCCAUCUGAAAGCAUUCAGUAUUGGACAGAAACAUUUCAGAAUGCGAUUAACAAAGGAAACGAAAACGCACAACGACGUCGCAAACGAGAGAAAACUAUCGAACAUCUGAAUAUGGCUUUAGAAUCUGCGGACAGAGAAAAAUUUUAUGAGCUCUUGCAAACUCCGUGUUUAGAAAUCUCUCAUUAUAUUGAUGAAUUUGCAGUUCCACUGUAUUAUCAAGAGAUGAAGGAAGAUCAUAUAGAAUCUGGAACCAAUAUCACUUAUGAUGACAUAGUCGGUUGUAUAUCUGUUUUAUCUGUUAUUGCCGUUAUUACCAAAGCAGUGGACACAGGAAAUCCAGAUUUCAUGUACGAAACGCUGUCGAAUCCUAAUGCACGUUUGGCUGGAUUGGAUGAAUUUAAUAAAGUGAAGUAUGCUCGAGAAUUAAUAACGGCUCGGCCCGCAAAGCUAAGAGCGCCCCAAGAAUGUUCUAUAUUAUCUUAUAGCGAUAUUCAAGAAUGCAUCGAUUUGGUAAACGUACAAUGCGACGAAGGUUUUGAAGUUAUAGAGGUUUUGCAACAAAUUAAUCGAGCCGUAUCAGCGAAUGAUCAUGAGAAUAUGAUGAAAGCUUUAAAAAUGAUUACCGCAAAGUUUGAUAUACCCACAUAUCCAUACGAUGCGUCGUUUUAUUUGAAGCUGCUGAAGAAACGUUUAUUUGAAAAAGAAUUUGACGGAUCUGAACUAUGGCUGGACGAUGUCAAAACUAUAGCGAAGACAGUGACAUCAGAGAUCGAAGAAAUGCAAGAAAUGAUAGCAUUUUUAUGUAACAUCAACACUUACGUGGAGAAUGAUAAUAUGAUAGAUACUCUCGACUGCCUGGAAACGCUCGGUAUAUCUGAAAAAUUUAAUGGAUUUACUGAAGAAUGUCAAGAGAGAUGUUUUCUAGCAUUGCGACAGUUACAGAGGUGGAAGCAUGAAAUGUACAGUUGUCCAUAUGUUUGCUAUACUACUAACAAAGGAAAUAAAAUUUAUAUGGAUUUGAAAGGCGGAAGAUAUGCAUGGGAGCGUCCGAUAGAUUUUACGAAAACUUGUCAUCUCACCAUAGAUGACAUAAAUGAAACAAUUAAAUCUAUUUUAGCAGAGAAACAUGAAGAAGUUUAUAUGAUGUAUGAUGAAAAAUUGUUUAUUAAUCUUCAAGCUUGUAUUAGGGGAUUUUUGUUGCGUAGAAGAAUUGCUGAUAGAUAUGCUUAUUUCGACGAUAAUCUGAGAAAAAUCAUCACGAUACAAGCAUGGUGGAGAGGCAUUAGGCAACGAAAACAAUACCGUAAAUUGUUAAAAAGAAGGAGACAAAAUAUGUUGUUAUAUCAAAGUAAAAACAAAUUACUAAUUGCAAGAGCAAACGACAAGAUUGAUAAAUUAAGUCGAUAUAAAAGACACGAGGAUAAAAUAAUUAAGAUACAAGCUCUAUGGCGUGGCCGAGCAUCGAGGAAAGCCUUUCGCUCCUUAUUGCACUCAAAGAAACCGUCGUUCCCUGUUGUCAGAUAUUUUUCAACGGUAUUAGGUUUUAGCGCCGAGGAUUAUGACAAGGAUCUAGAAUUACAAAAAUUAAAACACGAAGUCGUCCAAUGUAUAAGGCAUAACCAGAAUCUAUCGGAGCAAUUAAACAGUAUGUUCGUCAAAAUAGGAUUACUGAUCCAGAACAGAAUAGCAUUACAGGACGUCGUGGCGCAUGGCAAAAGUCUGGAUACUCUUGCGAAGGAGAAGAACGCGAGCAAGGAUCAAAACACUUUAAACGAUGUUGCUAUGUUGACACACAAAGGUCUCAAAUCAUUAACGAGAGAAGGUCGUAAGAUGUUGGAGGGUUAUCAGCACUUGUUUUACGCAUUGCAGACGAAUCCGCAAUAUUUAUCCAAGCUGUUAUAUUUGCCCCCUAGCAACAAAUCGAACAAGCUGUUCCUGAAGAAUAUCAUCUUGACGCUGUUUAAUUUCGGAUCAAACACUCGAGAAGACUAUUUAUUGCUGAAACUAUUUGGUUGCGCGUUGAGAGAGGAGAUCAAAUGCAAUUGCCAUCAGCCUUCCGACGUGUUGACCGGCAAACCUUUGGUUCGCGAGAUGGUGGUCAAUUACGCGAAACAAUUCAAUGGUCAAGCGUCAUUAAAACAGAUCGUAGGUCCAUUAAUCGAAAAGGUUUUGGAGGAAAAGGAUUUGUGCAUAGAAACAAAUCCAGUAGACAUAUACAAGCUUUGGCGGAAUCAAUUAGAAAUGGAAUGCGGCCAGUCUUUGGAUAUGCCCCAUUCGGUAUCUCAGGAACAAGCGCUGAAACACAUUCCAGUGCAGGAGUCGCUCACAAGAGCGAUAAAUCAGUUGAAGAAGAUAUCUCUUGAAUUUCUCGAUAGAAUAACACAGUCCCGCGAUCUGAUCCCUUAUGGGAUGCUCUACGUUUCGAAGAUCCUAUACAACACGUUGCUAGAGAAGUUUCCGCAUGCUCCCGAGAAGGAUUUUUUGAAAGCGGUCGGCAAUUUGAUUUACUAUCACUUCAUCAACGCCGCAAUUGUGGCACCGGACACAUUCGACAUCGUCACAUUGCCGGUGGACAGAACAUUGUCUUCUUGCCAGAGGAAGAAUCUGGCCAGUAUAGCCAAGGUACUGCAAUUCUCCACUUCGAAGAAAGGUUUCGGCGAGGAGGCACCGCAUUUGGAAUGCUUAAAUUCGUUUAUAAUUGCUUGUCAUGAGAAGUUUAAGGAUUUCUUCCGAUAUUGCUGCCAAGUGGAGGACCUCGAAGAGCACUUCGAUAUUCAUGAAUAUACGGAAGCGACCCUGAUACAAAGUCCGGAGAUAUGCAUAUCUUUACAGGAAAUAUGCGAGAUGCAUGCUCUGAUGUUGAAUUAUGAGGAUCAAAUAGCACUGGAUCCAUCUGAUCCUCUACAUGACUUAUUGGAUGAUCUGGGUCCAGCACCGACUGUAGCAUCAUUGCUUGGGAUAUCUAAAGCGACGUACGAUGCAAAUUUGGCACGAUACAGCAAGCAAGAGGUGUGCCUGGUAUUGACCAACAAAUUUCAAGUGCCACGGAACGACGACACGAAUCUGAGCAAUCUCUUCGUAAAGACCAAGGAGUUACUCGUGUCGGUUAUUCCAUUCUUAAAGAGGCCGACUCUUGUGGAGUCUUUAGAAACCACAACCUCUCCGAUGUGCGUGAAAUUAUUUGACUAUUCGUCUGUGUCGCCGAUAGUUCGCGAAAGUUCAUCUAUAAAUGAUUGUAAAAUACAAUUACGUGCGUAUUUGAAUAAACUCGAACUCGAGGGAUGGAUCAAUCGCGCGAACGGUUAUCAGACGAUCGUGACCGCGAUAGCAAGGGAUAUUUGCAACAAAAGCAAGUACCGCGUUGCGAGAGACAAAGAGUUGCAGACGCUGCGGGCGACUAAGGACCGAUUAGAUGAGAAGACGCGGUACUAUCAAGAGCAAGUCGGAUUCUAUAAUGAAUACAUAAAGGGUUGUCUCCAAAAUCUGCACAGUGGAAAGAGUUCGCUCCGUGCAUAUCGGAUGACGCAGAAGGAUACAUACACGCAGUGCAAACUGAGAUCCAAGAUGACCGUGAAGUAUUCCGCAUGGAAGCUGCAGGAGAAGGGCGUGUUGAUGGAGGUUGAUCAGGCGUUGAGUCCGACGGAGAUGAAGAACGUGAUUUUCGAGAUAAGUCCAACGGAGCACAGUGGUGUAUUUGCCGUGCGCUGUAAAUUCAUGGGUGUUGAGCUGGAAAAACUUGAUAUUAGCAUACAAGAGCUUCUCGAACUGCAGUAUGAGGGCAGACCUUGCAUGGAUAUGUUCGGUAGAGCCAAGGUUAACGUAAAUCUGCUCCUGUAUCUGCUGAAUCGAAAAUUUUAUGGCAAAAAGAGUUGAAGGAACUGUCUUAAUAUUCUUCUAAUAGAAUUCGGAACAACUGAGUCGAUUCAUGCGUGUUACAUGUGCAAUUCACUGCUAGCACAACGUGUUCAGAGCGAAAGUUUCAUUGGUAUUUUAUUAUCGCGACGAGUGUCGAUGGUCUAAUAAGUAUUUUUCGUAUUUCGAGAUUUUCUUUCUGGGAAUGUUGAUAUAUUUUGAUACAGAAAACUUCAUGUAAUACAUGGAGUAGGGGGAAGUUUGUGAGAUUUUACUUUCUUUUUGGGAAUAAAGAAAGCCAAUUAUCUUUUCCUCAUGACGCAAGUACAAUUAUUUGGACAUGCGUUGUAUACAAAAAGUCUGUUUUUUUUU
Molecule: messenger RNA, 5380 nt
Organism: Trachymyrmex cornetzi
Lineage: Eukaryota; Metazoa; Arthropoda; Insecta; Hymenoptera; Formicidae
Product: ras GTPase-activating-like protein IQGAP1
Exons: 19
Coding region: 95-5029 (1644 amino acids)
Biological process (GO): regulation of GTPase activity; mitotic actomyosin contractile ring assembly actin filament organization
Cellular component (GO): cell cortex
Molecular function (GO): actin filament binding; calmodulin binding; GTPase activator activity
Source: RefSeq, a predicted model, not a curated record